AUGCCAGCACUGCCUGAGCCACCUCAUCAGCUACUCAAGAUGCUGAAGGAUGACAGCUUUACCGCUCUUGCAAGAGCGAGCCAUAACAGAAAGAAAGCGGAGAAGCUAUCAAACGAGUUGGAAGAUGAAGAAAUUACACGUCUAUUUACUCCGAGCACAAACCGUCAGAUUUCCUUCAGACGUGCACCUGCCUUCAUCGCGCUCUUGACAGUCGUGCUUGCUCCAUGGUUCUUUAUCCCGAGCUACUCUCUUCACUACUCGUCCCUGGUAUUAGGCGGCUUGUCAGACUCCUUCGCCUCUCGCAUGUUCAAUUUCGCUCCUCGGUUUGACGCCCUGGAGGAUGCAUUGGAGAACCUGGAAUUGCGACUUUCUUACCUGGAAGCGCAUUGCAUCUCCACUAGCUCUGUGGACAGAUACGUUCGUCAAGCAUUGGACCAGCAUUCCCUUGCCUAUCUAGGCCGAAAGGAUUACGCGUUGGAAUCCCAUGGUGGUAGGAUUAACUAUGAUCUUACCAGCCAACCUGUUAGAACCAGCGUCUGGCAUAUCCCCCUUCUAUCGAGCUCGCAGCCUACACCUUCCCCCGAGGUUGCCAUCGAUGCAGACAACGGCCUUGGUUCCUGUUGGCUUUUGGAAGCGACCUCCGGGCAACUUGGGAUCACCCUCGCGCGACGGAUCAGGGUCUCCCAUAUCACACUCGAGCAUGUGCCACCUCAGGUUUCAGAUAUGAGACUCGCACCCCGUCAGCUAUUGAUAUGGGGGAUGGUAGACGACGAGUCUGCUGCUCAUCGAAUCCGGGAAGCCUCCAUCAAGUACCCUCUUUCGUUAACCAACCGCCUCCAAACCAAGCCUUCUCCGCUAAUUUCGGCAAGCCAGUUUUUUGUUCCCUUGGUUUUGUUUGAGUAUGACAUACAUUCCGAUGAUUUGAUACAAUCCUUCUCUGUUAUAGACGAUUUUACAUUACUGGACGUCGCUUUUGAGACCAUAGUAGUAGAUAUAUUAGAUAAUUAUGGCGGGGGGGAAACUUGCCUGUAUCGUGUUCGCGUGCAUGGUGAAGAAGCUUAG
Molecule: messenger RNA, 1062 nt
Organism: Coniophora puteana RWD-64-598 SS2
Lineage: Eukaryota; Fungi; Basidiomycota; Agaricomycetes; Boletales; Coniophoraceae
Exons: 3
Coding region: 1-1062 (353 amino acids)
Biological process (GO): nuclear envelope organization
Cellular component (GO): meiotic nuclear membrane microtubule tethering complex; nuclear envelope
Molecular function (GO): protein-membrane adaptor activity
Source: RefSeq, a predicted model, not a curated record